This is a messenger RNA of Medioppia subpectinata, 942 nucleotides long. Lineage: Eukaryota; Metazoa; Arthropoda; Arachnida; Sarcoptiformes; Oppiidae. The record is from the annotation of a GenBank genome assembly.
AUAAAUGUGCGGACAGUCGACUCUACGUUUACAAACACUGUUGGCUGUGGUGUUGGGGGUAUUGUUGGCACCAAAGGUGUGAAGUCAUUCAUUGUGGGCGGAGUGGGCGCCGAACCCCUAGAGCUGCCAUUCAUGGUAUCGCUUCAGGUCUUCAGUACCAUUCAUGGCAACAAAUUUGUCAACUUUUGCGGCGGAAGUGUACUCAACGAGCGGUGGAUAUUGACGGCCGCCCACUGUGUGGAGCCCCUCAUGCCGUCCGAUAUCAAGUUGAUUAUAGGGGCCGUCUAUUACGAUAAUUAUACAGAUGAAAACGUUUAUAAAACGGACAAAUGGGUGAUCAAUGGGUGCUAUAAGUUUGAUAAAAUGGAUUUUAUGGCCGAAGAUAUCGCACUGAUUCAUACAGAGACUGCUAUUAAAAUUAAUGGCCAGAAUAUAGCGGCAAUUUGUCUGCCGGCGCCGGGCGUUCAGCCCAUUGGCAGUGAUGUGUGGAUCGCCGGUUGGGGCGUUUGGGACCCGGACUGGGAAGAGCCGUCUCGUAAGUUACAAAAAGUUUACACUAAGAUUGUGAACGAAGAGAUGUGUCACGUGUACGAGUGGUUCCGUAAUGUCGGUCUUUGGCGGUUUCCCGAAGGCAUACGUUUCUGUGUUAUGAAUGAAGAUUCAACCGUAUGUCGGGGUGAUUCCGGCGGACCUUUGAUGCAAAUAAUGAACGGAACGGGUGAUUCCGGCGGACCUUUGAUGCAAAUAAUGAACGGAACGGUAUAUCAAUUGGGAAUCGCAUCGUUUAUAUCAGUAACACUCCCGGUGUUUAAUCGCUGUUCAAAAGGCAAUCCAGCGUUUUAUUUAAAGACCGAGCGAUUAAACCAAUGGAUCGGCGAUACGAUCGCAAAGUACGACCAAAUGGCUACUAUAGAUGAGACCAUUUUCAAAACCAAAUGUUAG